CGCGCUCCGCCGUUUGCCCCGAGCGCGGCGGUGCCCGCACGGAGUGCGUGUGUCAGCCCCGCACCUCCCCGCAGCCCCGGGACGCGGCCAUGAGGGAGCCGAGCAACGGCCGCAGCGCCUGAGGGGGCCGUUAGCGGCCGGGCCCUGCCCUGCGGAGCGGGGGAGUGGCGCCGGGUAUGCGGGCGGUGGUAGCGGGCCGGGAGGUGGGAUGCUGUCGCGGAAGAAGACGCGAACGGAGCUUUCCAAACCGGGCGAGGUGCAGGGCAAAUACGUAAAGAAGGAGACCAGCCCUCUGCUUCGCAACCUGAUGCCUUCAUUUAUCCGUCACGGUCCAACCAUUCCAAGACGAACUGAUAUCUGUCCUCCUGACUCAACUUCUUCUGGCUAUGCUUCUGGUGGAGAUGGAGUUGUUUCCAGAAACCAGAGUUUCCUUCGCGCUCCGGUGCAGAGGCCACCUCAUGAAAUAAUGAGGCGUGAAAGCAACAGACUGUCUGCUCCUUCCUAUCUUGCAAGAAGUUUAGCUGAUGUCCCUAGGGAAUAUGGCUCUUCCUCCCAGUCCUUUUUAACAGAAGCCAAUUCUGCUUUGGAAAAUGGAGAUGCUGGUGCCCGUUGUUACUAUUAUGAUCAUUUUUAUGAUGCCCAGAGGAGACGUCAGUUAAAUGAUCGUGUCCAUGAGGACUACAGGUAUUAUGAGCACAACGAUCUUUUCCAGAGGAUGUCACAGAAUCAUGGGAGGCACACUUCAGGCAUUGGUAGAGUCGCUGCUACAUCUUUAGGAAACCUAACAAAUCAUAGUUCUGAAGAUUUACCUCUUCCUCCUGGCUGGUCAGUGGAUUGGACUAUAAGAGGAAGGAAAUACUAUAUAGAUCAUAACACUAACACGACUCACUGGAGCCAUCCACUCGAGCGAGAGGGACUGCCUCCAGGAUGGGAGAGGGUUGAGUCAGCAGAGUUUGGAGUCUAUUACGUCGAUCACAUCAAUAAAAGAGCUCAGUAUAAACACCCUUGUGCUCCCAGUGUUCCCCGUUAUGACCAGCCUCCUCCUGUGACUUACCAGCCACAGCAAGCUGAAAGAAGCCAACCUCUACUGGUCCCUGCAAAUCCCUACCACACUGCUGAGAUCCCAGACUGGCUGCAGGUCUAUGCCAGGGCUCCUGUCAAAUACGAUCACAUUCUAAAGUGGGAGCUCUUCCAGCUGGCUGACCUGGACACCUACCAGGGGAUGCUGAAGCUGCUCUUCAUGAAGGAACUGGAACGCAUCGUGAAGCUGUACGAGGCGUACCGGCAGGCCCUGCUCACCGAGCUGGAGCACCGCAAGCAGCGGCAGCAGUGGUACGCCCAGCAGCAUGGCAAGAAUUUCUAAGCUCACAACUCCUCCUUUUUUGGUCGUUUGGGUUUUUUUUUUUUUCAAUAGACUUUUCUGAGGACACUUCAGAGCUUUAAAAAGGUUUUGUUGGGGGUUUUUUCCACACUUAAACCCUAUGAAAAACCUGCUUUUUUUUUUGUGGAGAAGGCAGCUUAUUUUUGUUGAUGUUGCACCUUUGUUAUUACCCUCUUUGAAUAUUUUUCUACCCGUUCAAGGUGUUGUUUAUAUAUAAAGAUGAGAAAUGUUUGUUAAUCUUUUUUUUCCAUACCAGAGCUAGUUUGUUAUUCCCAGAAAACCAGCCCAGAGGUUCCAUCAGAACCUUGCUACUGGUUUUCUUUUUUCUAGCUGUGUUAUUAAGAAGCUGACUUAUUUUUUAAAGGGCAAUAGAUGCAAGUUAGGGAGAAACCUCUGGAAUUUGAAACAUUGUUCACAUCCAAAUCAAUAUUUCCCUGUUAUUUCCCUUGGGAUUUUUGUAUCCCUCAGGACAGAGAGGUCUGCUCUUUGUUUACAGCUUUAAUGUACAGAACGUUCAACACUGUUCCUUUCAGCAACCAGCCAGAAGCAGAUUUCAUCAAUCUGAACCAAGUGCUUCACAAAAACGAGCUCCAAGUUGCCUUAUUUUUUACUCUUGACAUGUUACUACUUGAGAUUUACUACUGGUUUUCAACAGCAAUUCCUCAGAGGGGAACUAACUUCUUAAAGACCAAGAUCUCUUAAAGACCAAGAGUUCUAAGCAAGCUUCCCACAGGUUUUUUUGAUGAUGGGAAGGGAACAUCUGUCCAACAGUGUUGUCCAACUGGGGGUACCUCACCAUGGCCAACAAGGAAGGGCUCUUAAUAAUAAUUGCUGGUUUUCAAAUAAAGCUUUCUUACAUGGGGAACAGUUUCAAUUGUAGUUAUCCUCUCCAAAUGGUUCAUUGAUUACCCCAAGCUGUUAUUUAUGGUUUCUUCUUAGUGCAAUAAGCAUUGUUAAAGAAAAAAACAAAGACAUUUCUUGUAAACCCUCUUAAUCCAAUAAAAUCGUUUUGUUUAAUGAACAAA
Molecule: messenger RNA, 2406 nt
Organism: Pogoniulus pusillus (Red-fronted tinkerbird)
Lineage: Eukaryota; Metazoa; Chordata; Aves; Piciformes; Lybiidae
Gene: SAV1
Product: salvador family WW domain containing protein 1
Exons: 5
Coding region: 209-1363 (384 amino acids)
Biological process (GO): apoptotic process; negative regulation of cell population proliferation; hippo signaling
Cellular component (GO): cytosol
Molecular function (GO): protein binding; molecular adaptor activity
Source: RefSeq, a predicted model, not a curated record